AACAUCAAGUCUAAUUACAUCAUUGCAUAAUCAGGGGAGAAGCGGUCCUUAGUUAUUAUGGUUCCUCGCGACUGGUUCGAUGCCUGAGUCGAGCCUCCAAGAGCAUAACAACACACACAACAGUUUGUUAUGCAUUCACUAUACGUAUAUUUUACGUAAUUUUUGUUCAAGUUUACACUUAGACCCAGUCAGUGAAAGAAGUAGUAUAGUUAAGUGUCUUACGAUGAAAGUCAGUGAAUGCAGUACCACUUGUGUCUGCCCUGCAGACGAAUCGACUACUUGAUAUUAUCGGGCAAUGCAAUAGACGAUAAAUUAAAAAUAAAUAUAAAAGUUUUUUAAUAAAUUUAAAUUUUUUAAAAAUUAUGGAGUCUCUUAUACGUGGGAUUCAACGAAUGGGAUUGGUUUUAAAAAAUGGCUCUAGAAUUAAGAAUUUAACCGCAGUAAGAUAUGCAUCGGCUGUUUCAAAAUGUAAAGUGAUUGAAGGUAAUAAUGGUGAGCGUAUUUUUACAUCACCCGAUGAAGACAUUGAAAUACCUUCAUUAACUAUUCCUGAAUUUAUAUGGCAGAAAUUGGAAAAAUGGCCGACAAAAAUUGCUGCCGAAUGUGGAAUUACAGGAAGAAAAUAUACGUACGCGGAAGCGAGAGAUAAUGCUAAUUAUAUUGCAAGAAGUUUAAGAAAUAUGGGCUUAAGAGAAGGUGACGUAGUGGCAUUGAUAUUACCAAAUUUGCCGGAAAGUCCAAUUUCAUUGCUCGGUAUUUUAGAAGCUGGGCUUGUUUGUACAACAGUCAAUCCUUUAUACACAGUUGAUGAAAUUUCUCGACAACUACGAUCAUCUGGAGCAAAAGCAAUUAUUACAUCGACCGAAAUAGCAACAAAUGUGAUGAUUGCUGCAAAAGCGAAUCUUCCUCCAAAUUCACCUUUCAUAAUUGUUGAGGAUACAGAUCGAGCUUUACCAGCAGGAUCAAUUCCUUUCAAAGAUCUUUUGACAAAAGGAAAAACAUUACCUCAAGUGCCAGAAAAAUGUCGGAAUCCGCACGAUCUUGCAAUACUGCCGUAUUCAAGUGGUACUACUGGGCUUCCAAAAGGAGUAAUGUUAAGUCAUUACAAUUUAAUAGCGGAUAUGAUAAUGACAGAUUCUAGUUGUGACUUUAUACAAGUACCAGAUGAAUUUCAAGAUGUUAUUCCUGCUGUUUUACCUUUAUUUCAUAUAUAUGGAAUGAAUGGUCUAAUGUUGCCAAGAAUGGCCGCAGGAGCUAAAUUAAUUACACUGCCAAGUUUCACUCCUGAAUCAUACAUAAACGUAUUGUCGAAAAACAAGUGUACUCUAAUUUUUAGUGUACCACCUAUUGUUUUAUUUUACGGUGCUCAUCCAGGAGUUAAAGCUGAAUAUUUCAAAAAUGUGAGAUGUAUAUUUAGUGGUGCAGCGCCGUUAGCUGCAUCAGAUGUUCAAAGAGUUUAUGAAAAAUUUCAAAUGACUCCUGAUCAAUUACGAUUCCUUCAAGGGUACGGCUUAACAGAAUGUUCCCCUGUAUCAUUCUUAGAAAUGUCAAAUACGAAGUUUUCAAGUAUCGGACAUCCAAUAAAUUUAAGCAAAGUACGAUUGGUUGACCCGCUAACAGGUAAUGAUGUUGUUACACCAGGACAAACUGGAGAAAUAUGGAUAAAAGGUCCUCAUGUAAUGAAAGGAUAUCAUAAUAAUGAAGAAGCAACACAAGAAACCUUACAAGAUGGAUGGUUAAAAACGGGUGAUAUUGCUUACUAUGAUGAAGAUUGUGCAUUUUUCAUAACUGAUAGACUGAAAGAACUCAUCAAAGUCAAAGGAUUCCAGGUACCUCCAGCAGAAUUGGAAGCUAUUUUAAGAACUCAUCCUGCUAUUGCUGAUGCUGCUGUUGUUGGAGUACCUGAUCCACGAUCUGGAGAAGUACCUAAGGCAUUUGUUGUACUUAAACCAAAUAAAUCGGCGAGUGCAGAAGAUAUACAAAAUUUUAUGAAAGGAAAAGUUUCAGAGUACAAAGAACUCAAAGGUGGUGUUAGUUUUAUUAAUGAAAUGCCCAGAAAUGCUAGUGGUAAAAUAUUGCGGAUUUCUUUAAAAAAUCUUAAUCAAGAAUCAAGUUAAGUCCUUAAAUACUUAAUUCACAUUAAAAAAAUUAAUAAAUGUAAUAUUAUUUUUUUAUGAUAUUCAUAUAAAUGUAAAAAGGCUAACAAAAGAAAAUGGCAAUGCAAAUGAUUUAUUUAAAAAACAUAAUAUUUAGAUGUAUUAUAGAAGUUUUAAUAAUUGUUCGGAAUUGUAUGAUUUUAAAAAAAUGUGACAAUUAGCUAAGAACUGAUUUAUUCGGUACUAUAUUUUUUAUUGAAUAUAAAAAAGAUUAAUAGCGAUAAUAAACUUUGUCUGUAGUUAUAUAAGUUAUUAUUGUAUUAAUAAUAAUACAAAAUGAAAAUUUUAAAUCACGUUAAAGAUAAAAAAUUGUUAAAAAAUAUAUUUUUUAAAUGUUGUAAUUAAGUAAAAUUUUAAUUAUAUAACAAACAAAAUAUACUUUAUUUUAUAUUGAUGUUUUUAAUCUACUUAACAUAAAAAAAAAAAUGUUUUGUAAUUUUAUAAGCAAUAAAAUCAAAAAAUAUUGUUGUAAAUAAAAUUAAUUAUAUGAUAAUUAAAUUAUUUUAAUUUUUUAA
Messenger RNA from Microplitis mediator, 2671 nucleotides. RefSeq names its product probable 4-coumarate--CoA ligase 1. Gene Ontology annotation, biological process: long-chain fatty acid metabolic process; fatty-acyl-CoA biosynthetic process. The transcript is spliced from 11 exons. Gene Ontology annotation, molecular function: long-chain fatty acid-CoA ligase activity. Gene Ontology annotation, cellular component: mitochondrion. Lineage: Eukaryota; Metazoa; Arthropoda; Insecta; Hymenoptera; Braconidae. The coding region runs from base 363 to 2117 and encodes 584 amino acids. The record is from RefSeq and is a predicted model, not a curated record.